Messenger RNA from Exaiptasia diaphana, 850 nucleotides. Its product is annotated as 60S ribosomal protein L7a. NCBI's taxonomy places the organism in Eukaryota, Metazoa, Cnidaria, Anthozoa, Actiniaria, Aiptasiidae. Gene Ontology annotation, biological process: ribosome biogenesis. Gene Ontology annotation, cellular component: ribonucleoprotein complex. The record is from RefSeq and is a predicted model, not a curated record.
GCCGCCAUCUGUAAAAAUGCCUAAAACCAAGAGGGUCAAGGUAAAGAAGGUGGCUCCUGCCCCUUAUGCAACAUCAAAGCCAGUCCCAAAAAAGACUGUGAACCCAUUAAUUGAGAAGAGGCCUAAGAACUUUGGAAUUGGUGGUGACAUCCAGCCCAAGAGGGAUCUCAGCAGGUUUGUGCGAUGGCCAAGAUACAUCAGACUACAGCGACAAAAGUCAAUCCUUUACCAACGUCUUAAGGUUCCCCCAGCCAUCAAUCAAUUUACACAAACGCUGGACAGAUCAGCUGCUACCCAGUUGUUCAAGUUAAUGCACAAGUAYCGACCAGAAACUAAGGCUGAAAAGAAAGCAMGACUCACUGCCAAGGCUGAACAAAAAGCUGAAGGCAAAGACGAGCCUGCUGGAAAGAAACCAAUGGUUGUAAAAUAUGGUAUCAAUCAUGUAACAGGACUGGUUGAGAGCAAGAAAGCACAGCUUGUUGUAAUUGCACAUGAUGUGGAUCCUAUUGAGAUUGUUGUGUGGCUUCCUGCUCUGUGCAGAAAGAUGAACGUUCCUUACUGCAUUGUUAAAGGAAAAGCCAGACUGGGAAAGGUUGUUCACAAGAAGACUGCCACAGCACUCUGCUUGACUGGUGUCCGCCCAGAAGACAAACAUUCAUUAAAUAACCUCAUCGAAUCAGUCAAAAACAACUACAACGAUCGCUUUGAUGAGAUCAGAAAGCACUGGGGUGGUGGUAUCAUGGGACCCAAGUCUCUUGCUGCUACUGCCAAAAUGGAAAAGGCUAAACUCAAAGAAAUGAAAGUGUAGACAGAAUUAUUGAGGCAAUAAAAUGAGCUUACCUUUAGCAAC